AUGGAUGCUGCUGAAGUUAAAUCAGGGGAUUACCCACCAAGAAUUUACCCUGAAGGGUCUUCUAACCUAGAUGGUAAAGUUAUUAAUCACAAUUUCCAUCCAGGGCAUUUCCCCCACGUUAGAGAAACAAUAGAACUUGAUGUGUGGGAAGAACUGGUGAACUCUCCCAUUGGAGUAGUUGCUAGGCUAGAUGAACGCGAAAGCAUGUGGUCUCGUAGGACCGUGCACUAUCUACUGUGUAGACAGCUGCGAGUUAUAAAGAAGGAGAUAUGGUGUCUCGUGGCUGAUGAGGCUAUCAGGUUUAGCUUGCUCGAGUUUGAUGGAGGUUCAUAUACAAUAAGCGGCAUGAAGGACGCGUUAUUGAUUUGGGCUUAUGAAUCCGUCACAUGCUUCGGUGAGAGUUUUGGGAGAGUGAUCAAUAACGAAGACGUUCCGCUUUUGCAAUGGGGUGGAAAGCGUACACGUGCAAGCUUUGAUAAAUUGUUGUCUGCCGAAAUCGAAAAGCAUGGCGAGGUGCGUGUGAGGAGAAUGGUUUUGAAGGACUCAAUUGAAGAGAUGUUUCCUAUUUGGCCGGGUGAAGAUGACGACCAACAACUCGUUAGGUUGAUAACAGAUAUACAUUCAGGUAGAUUUGUGAAAGGUUUGUGGGAAGUGCAGGGGAAUGCAAAGGGGAAGAGGAAUGAGAAGAAGAGAAUGAAGGGUGGAGUUUCGUCAGAAGUUGAGCCACCCAUUAAGAAGCAAAAGAAGAAAGUUAAGACACAAAAUGAGUCUGAAGCUGAUGCAACGGGAAAGGGUUCUAGCGAUAAGGAAGGUAGCGAAGAGUUGGAGUUGGAGAACAAAGCGACUCUAACGAUCAUUGUGAGUACUCUGGAUAUUAUUUCCAGAAAAUUUGAUCAGGUUGACUCACGGUUGGAAGCUUACGAGUUAGAUCGGAACAAACCAUUGAUGGACCAAAAGACCAUUGAUGACAGGGUGAAUGCUUUACUGGAGGAGCGUCUGAAAGAUCUGGGGAAGUCUGUCAAUAGUCCAGCGUUAGUAGCUGCGACCCCUGGUAAGGAGUUUGGACCGAAAAAGAAUUUGGCCAAGGAGCUUAAAAAGAAAUCAGGGGUGAAAAGGACUUUGGAUGAGGAGUUUGGUAGUGUCGAUAAAGCUACUGAUAUGCGGCCUCUUGAUUUCGUAGUAAUUUCUCCUGCAAAGGCUACUAAGGAUGAUAAGGCUACUAAGGAUGAUAAGGCUGCUAAGGAUCCAGCCUAUGGACGCGGUUGCAGGUGCAUGCGUAUUGUUAAAGGUGAGGAAGCCGAUGAGAAGAAAAAAGCAGCGCAGGCAGAUGCUGCGUUUAAGAGGAAGGAGAAGGCUGAGGUUAAGAAAAAAGCUGCUGAGGAUAAGAAAAAAGAGGCUGAAGCUAAGAAAAAGAGGCUGAAGCUAAGAAAAAAGUGGCUGAGACUAAGAAAAAAGAGGCUGAGUUAA
Messenger RNA from Brassica napus (rape), 1467 nucleotides. RefSeq names its product caldesmon-like. The record is from RefSeq and is a predicted model, not a curated record. The coding region runs from base 1 to 1467 and encodes 488 amino acids. NCBI's taxonomy places the organism in Eukaryota, Viridiplantae, Streptophyta, Magnoliopsida, Brassicales, Brassicaceae. The transcript is spliced from 4 exons.